AUGAGCAAGGAGUUACAGGACUGGACACUUGACAGGCUCUCUGCUUUGCUUGGCCUUCCAGUUGAGGAGCUGGGAGACAUGCUUCCGUCACUCAUUCAAGCAAAAACUAAGAAUCAAGUUGAAGACCAACUAUUUGGAAUGCUUGGCAAUAGCAAGGACGUGACAGAAUUCGUUGAAGAGUUUUGUCAUCGUAGCUUCAACCCUACUCUGCAAAGUGUCAUCAAGCAGCACGAUGAUUCAAACUCUCGGAUAGCUUCAUCUCCGCAAUCCUACUCUAAAUCAGUCCAAAAAGAGCAGCAGCCUCCGUUACAACAACAGUUCAAGAAUCAGGAGAACGUCUAUCGAAAGAGUGACAAUGACCUGGUUUACUUUGCUGGUGCCAAGAAGAAGCCCAUUCCCAAGGAAGAACAGAAACCAGAACCUGUAGCUUCAUCACAACAGAGUACACCUCUGUCACGAGACACGAUACCAGUUGCAACACGAGAGACUGCCGCAUCAACAACAUCACCAAACAAUAAAAAGGCCAGAAAGGGACAAGCUAAAGCAUCCGGAAUGUCACUGACAGAGUUUGAUAAACUUACUACUGCUAGUGGUGCCUUUGCUGGCUCAAAACGAGUGCAAUGUGAUUGUUUGGCUUCCAAGCACGGAUUAUUGACCAAUUGCUUGAAUUGUGGUCGAGUGAUAUGUAAUCUAGAAGGACCUGGAGAAUGCUUUACAUGCAAAUCAUUGGUAGUCUCAAAAGACCAACAAAGGCAGCAGCUAGCUGCCCGAGUCAUACAAAGAAGAGACUCAGUAGAUGCUGUAUACGAAAUAUCUCAAGAACAGGGUCAGCGAGAAGCUUUCGAUAGAGCUGAAAGGACCAAGGAACGAUUACUUGAAUAUGAUCGCAACUCGACUCAAAGAACCAAAGUUCAUGAUAGUGCAUCAGAUUUUGAUCUGGAUGCCGCUGCACAGGAUAAAUGGUCGACGCCAGAACAACGAGCACUCGCUCUACGAAAAGCACAACAACAGAAACGGGCCGAGGAAGAGAAAUCAAGACGACGAGUUAUGACCAUCGAUGUCGUCAAUAAGAGAGUGACUGUCAUGCAACCAACUGACGAUGAAUUGACGGUGGAACCUGAAGCCAUUGUAUCGACUACUAGUGUAGAGAAGUCGACCCUGACAAGGCAACCAAAUGGCAAUGUAGACACAACUUUGGGCUCUGGACUCUUUAUAAAUCCAUCGUUGACUCAACGACCUGCGUAUGUCCAAGUAGAGGUCCCAGUAAUCACCCAUACAAGGAAAAGACCACCGCCAUCAGUAUCCGCAGAACAACCUAUUGAUGAGUUUAUACCUGGAAUGGCACCCAAACAACCACCGCCUCGAAAGCAAUCGGUUGAGACCAAGAGUGAAGCAACAACAAAGCAGACUCCACCAACAACAACACAAAGUGUCAGCAACAGCAACUCCAAGAGGAAACCCAGACUUCAAUUUGAUUUUAGGGAUGAUAUAUUGUUUCUAGAAGGAGCACAAUACGAUUCCUCUUCUGCUUUGGGUGAUGAGCCUGCUAGUUAG
Synchytrium microbalum is the source of this 1554-nucleotide messenger RNA. RefSeq lists its product as uncharacterized. Gene Ontology annotation, cellular component: nucleus. Gene Ontology annotation, biological process: regulation of DNA-templated transcription. The transcript is spliced from 6 exons. Gene Ontology annotation, molecular function: zinc ion binding. The record is from RefSeq and is a predicted model, not a curated record. Bases 1 to 1554 code for a protein of 517 amino acids. Lineage: Eukaryota; Fungi; Chytridiomycota; Chytridiomycetes; Synchytriales; Synchytriaceae.